ACCCCGACCCCCGCGAAAUGAGUUGCGAAUGUUUAUUUUUGUAGAUAUAUUAUGCAAGGAAUAUACUACUAUGACUUCACUAAUCAAAAGUUAGUCGUGAGAUAAUAAGGUGUGGUUGUGAGCCUUAAGUAAAUAAAAAGAGACGAAGUUGGGACUCACGUAUUAAUUAAUGUUGUGAUAAAAUUCAAAUUUGUAAAGGGUAUCAAAAUACUUAUUACUUUGUUUUUAAAAAAUUAUCAAGGAACAAUUAGCAUAAUGGCUCAAGAGGAGGAACAGUUAACUGAACGUGAUCCUAAUAUCAAUACAAUUAGUGAAAUACCAGCAAAAAAGUUUGCUAUUACUAUGGAAUUUCCUUUGUUUCUUGUGAUGAUGGGGAUGUCUUUAUGUGGAGCGGCUAUAAGCAACGUAGUAUUGUACCGAACUUGCGUCCACGCUCUACACUAUUCCGUGGACGAAUGCAAGCCAUUCCUGUCAAUAGACAAGACUAAUGAGACCCAACACUUGGAAGCUGAGGUUCAAAGAUAUGCGACUGUUGUGGGGACAGUCAGGAGUGUCAUGGAAGCAGUGGUACCCGCGAUACUAUGCUUCUUUUUGGGAGUAUGGUCUGAUACCCAUGGUCGAAAACCACUGGUGGUGUGGCCGCUUUUCGGUUUCUCGAUGUCUGCUGGAUUGACGGUCAUCUACUGUAUGUUGGACAGUUUGGGUCCCUGGUGGUUCGUAUUGACUGCCAUCCCCCAAUCCCUCUGUGGAGGUUUUACCAUUUUCUUUACUGGUGCAUUUUGUUAUUUGAAUGACAUCACGUCGACUGAGAAUAGAUCUAUUAGGAUGAUGUUAUUGGAAGCGGCUGUGGGUUUGGGAAGUGUAGCAGGAGCGCUACUGAGCCCUCACGUGUUAAGAAUGGUGGGCAAUGUAUAUCUGGUGUUAAUAGCUACAUCGCUAAACGUUUUAGCAUACGCAUUUACAAACGUAUACAUUAGAGAAUCCUUGGUUGGAGCUAUAGAGGGUGGUCUUUCGACGGUCCUCGACUUCUUAUUAGUCAAAGAGAUGGUACGAGAAUGUUUCAAGAGUCGACCAAACAAUGGCAGAGCACAAUUGCUCCUCUUGACAAUAGCCAACAGCUUAUCAAUAUUUAUUCUAUAUGGAUUGAUUCCCUUAGAAUACAUGUUUACAAGACAAAAGCUUCAUUGGGGCAUAAAGGAUUACACACAAUUUUCAGCUGUAGGCACGGCAAUAUCCUUCUUAGGUUCCGCUAUAGGAAUUAUUGUUCUACAAAAAAUAUUUAAGAGAAGUGAUUUAUUCGUUACUAAUGUAGCGUUUAUAUCUGCAAUCGCAGACUAUCUUAUUAGAACAGUUGCUACCAAGUCUUGGCAUAUGUAUAUGGGUGCAUCCAUAGCGUCAGUAAAGGGUCUCUCGGCUCCAUUAAUCAGGUCCUUUUUGACGAAAAUCCUACCUGUUGUGGAUAUAGCAAAAGUGUUCGCAUUGAUGUCUGCUAUCGAAGGCAUAUGUCCCCUGAUCUCACCAUUUAUGUACAAUUCGCUGUACCAGUUCACCGUGGCCGUGUUCCCGGGAUCGAUCUAUGUGCUCAGCAGUGCUGUUACUUUAGUCUGCGUUAUCUGCAUAUCAACCGUCCAAUAUUUCAGAUGGAAUGUAACCACUCCAUAUCAGACUUUGGUUGCAGCUUAGAAACUAGAUAAUUUACCAGGACAGUACAUGCUUUAUAAUGUAGAAAGUACAUAAUAGUAUACGCGCCUUGAAUGCAGCAGAGAAAAAAAGUAAACAGAUAUCGAGCACCCAAGUUAUUUACGACAUAUUUUAUUUUACUGUAAAAUGGAAUUGAACUAUGUACUGAACUUUGGUGUUCCACAAAGUAUCCCACGAAAGUUAAUUUUAAUGAAAGUAUGUAAUGUGAUAUAUAGUUUAGAUUUUUAUUGUAAGAUUCAGAUGUUUUUAUCUUUGACAUACAAUUGAGAAUUCGGGUAUACCGAAAGGUAUCAGAUUUUUAUAGCAUGUGACUUAUUAGCAGGUAUUUAGUUUAUUAUAGGGUGGUGUUUAGUCAAACUUAUUAUAAGCGUCGUUGUCGAUCAAAAUUGUUAUUUUAUUGCGCUAGCAAUGAACUAGUACUGUAUUGUAAGUACCUCCGGUUUGACUGUAGUAGAAUGAAAUGCCUUAUUUACGAAGUAUUGAAUUAUAUACACUUUAUUAUGUACUAAAAUGUAUGAAUAAAAGGUAUUAUAAAAGAUUAAAACCA
Spodoptera litura is the source of this 2248-nucleotide messenger RNA. Its product is annotated as putative peptidoglycan muropeptide transporter SLC46. Gene Ontology annotation, molecular function: transmembrane transporter activity. Gene Ontology annotation, biological process: transmembrane transport. NCBI's taxonomy places the organism in Eukaryota, Metazoa, Arthropoda, Insecta, Lepidoptera, Noctuidae. The record is from RefSeq and is a predicted model, not a curated record. Gene Ontology annotation, cellular component: membrane.